AUGGGGCCUCCUCUUUACCACCUAUCAGAUUUGGCCCUUCCCUCCUACCAAGGAGACCGCUGGGGGCGGUAUAGGAUUCGAACCCCCGAUAUCACUGCUAAGACCCUCCGACUCGCCCACUCGAGUCGCUUAGCCCUUCUUAGAAUUGGUAAUGAAGGUGUAUCAGGCUUAGGUUCUGGUUUAGCAAAUUGCAUUAAUCUCUCAAAUUUAACACUUGACCUUUCUGAAAAUUAAAUUGGUGCAAUGGGUGCAUCAGGCUUAGGUUCUGGUUUAGCAAAUUGCAUUAAUCUCUCAAAUUUGACACUUAACCUUAAGUAAAAACAGUUUAUUUGUUUUGGAUUGUGAUAGUUUUAAUUAUAAAAACUAAUUAAAAACAAUAAAGCUCUUUUUUCUUUUUCUUUUUAUUGUUCUUGUUUUUUUUUUGUUCUUUCUUUGUUAAUUUAGCUCAUCAUUUUAUUUUCUACUUUUGCUUUUAUUAUUAAUUAAUUAAUCUUAUUAUUUCAUAUCUUUUCUUCAUUUUUUCCUUCUAAUUAACUAUUUAAUGAUAUAUUUUUUCUUCAAUAUUUAAAAAGUCACAAUUAAAUUGGUGAUGAAGGUGCAUCAGGCUUAGGUUCU
Messenger RNA from Tetrahymena thermophila SB210, 615 nucleotides. RefSeq lists its product as hypothetical. Lineage: Eukaryota; Ciliophora; Oligohymenophorea; Hymenostomatida; Tetrahymenidae. The record is from RefSeq and is a predicted model, not a curated record. The transcript has 4 exons.